AUGAGGAGCCUGUGUUUCUUGGCCGUUGUACUCGCAGCCCUAGGCGGGUGCCUCGGCUCCAGCCAGGAUGCGCAGUGCCCCGGGGCUGUUGCAGUGAAGCAGCGCAUCGACUGCCACCCCCAGCCGGGCGCGUCCCAGGAGGCCUGCGAGGCGCGGGGCUGCACCUGGUGCAGCACCGAUGUGCCCAACGCUCCCUGGUGCUUCUUCCCUGAGGACAGUCCCUACGGCUACUCCCGGUCUGGGAACACUGAGCAGACAGACAAAGGCUGGAGGGUGGUCUCAGGCAGUGAUCGGUGUUUCCACGGCAGGGUCACGCUGAACAAACGCCAGUCCUUGUCGCUCUUUGGAAAUGACAUUUCCCCGAUCGUGUUGGAAGUGGAGUUCCAGACAAAGGACAGACUCCGGUUCAGGAUCUACGACCCCAACAAGCAGAGGUUUGAAGUCCCACUCAAGAUCGAUGGUCCUGGGGUUACCCCCGAGGAAGCCAACUAUGAGGUGGAAUUCUCAGAGGACUCCACGCACUUCACAGUCAAGAGGAAAAGCACUGGCACCGUGCUGUGGGACAGUCCCCUGGUCGACCUGUUUUUCUCCAACCAGUUCCUUCAGAUCACCACUACUGUGCCCUCUACUUCUGUGUAUGGGUUUGGUGAGCAUGAGCACCCGACCUUCAAACACAACAUGGACUUCAAAACCUAUGGCAUGUACACGAGGGAUCAGGCACCAACGUCAUUUGCCAACCUCUAUGGAGUUCACCCUUUCUACAUGUGUGUAGAACCUGACUCCAAUGCCCAUGGUGUUCUCCUUCUGAACUCCAAUGCACAAGAUGUUACUCUGUCUCCAAACCCAUCUUUGACUUUCCGCACUAUUGGAGGGAUCUUCGACUUCUAUCUCUUCCUGGGACCGACCCCUGAAAAUGUCAUUCAGGAAUACACUGAGGCCAUUGGACGCCCUCACAUGCCAGCCUACUGGUCUCUGGGAUUUCAGCUCUCCCGCUGGGGCUAUGGCAGCCUUGAUGUUUUAAAGCAAACUGUCGAUCGUAUGCACCGCUAUGAUAUCCCAUAUGACGUCCAGCAUCUUGAUAUUGACUACAUGGAACGUCGCCUGGACUUUACCUAUGAUAAAGUGAAUUUUGCCGGUCUGCCAGAGUACAUCCAGGAGCUGAAGAAGAAAGGAAUGCACAAUAUUGUGAUUCUGGACCCUUUCAUAACCAAGGAUGAGGAACCAGGCACUUACAAACCUUAUGAUCUUGGCCAGGAAAUGGGAGUCUGGGUGAACAACUCUGAUGGUGUAACUCCUGCUGUUGGAGAGGCCUGGCCUCCCGGCGACUCCGUGUUUCCUGACUACACCAAUCCCAGGACAGUGGAGUGGUGGACCCAGCUGUGUCUGGAGUUUAAGGAUGUCCUUGACUAUGAUGGGAUCUGGAUUGAUAUGAAUGAACCGUCCAAUUUCUUAAGAGGCCAGUAUCCUGGAUGUGCUGAUAAUGAAAUCAAUAAUCCUCCUUACGUUCCUAGCAUUUCGGAUCGUUCUCUGGCGCAAAAGACAUUGUGUCCUGACUCCAGGACUUACCUCGGAGAGCAUUAUAACACACACUCUCUCUUUGGCUGGUCACAGACAGAACCAACUUUCAACGCUGUCCAGCAGGCAACUGGAAAGCGAGCAUUUGUCCUGAGUCGGUCUACAUUCGUUGGCAGUGGGAAGCACGGCGGUCACUGGCUGGGUGACAAUUUCUCUCAGUGGAAGGACCUGCGCCGGUCAAUCAUUGGAAUCCUGGAAUUCAACCUCUUUGGCAUUCCCUAUAUUGGUGCUGAUAUCUGUGGGUUUAACUACAACACUACCUACGAACUCUGCCUGCGCUGGAUGCAGCUUGGCUCUUUCUACCCAUUUUCCAGAAAUCACAAUGCAGAGGGAAACAGUGAGCAAGACCCAGCGGUGUUCGGAGAUGAGUUUGCCAGGAUAUCUCGUGCUACCCUUCGGAUCAGAUACUCCCUGCUGCCGUACUUGUACACCUUGUUCUACGAGUCUCACGUGCACGGAAACACAGUGGUGCGGUCACUGAUGCACGAGUUUACCUCUGAUCAGCAGACUCAUGGAAUAGAUACUGCCUUCCUUUGGGGACCUGCCUUUAUGAUUGCUCCUGUUCUUGACGAGGCAACAAGAUCGGUGGAUGUAUACUUCCCUGAUGCAGAAUGGUUUGACUACUAUACCGGUGUUAAAGUGCCAAGUGCCUGGAAGAAGAACUAUGCUACUGUGUCUGCCCCACUGAGCAAGAUCCCUCUGUUCAUCCGUGGAGGGUACAUUCUGCCACAACAGGCACCAGCCACAACCACCACAAGGAGCCGUCUGAACCCAUUUGGUCUCAUAAUUGCCCUGGAUGAACAAGGAGAAGCUUCUGGGUCUCUUUUCUGGGAUGAUGGUGAUUCCAUUGAUACCAUUGAAAAUGAGAACUACUUCUUGGCUAAAUAUACAUUCAGCAAAGGAAACCUGAAGACAGAAAUACUGAAAAAUGGCUACCGAGGAGCUGACACACUGAAGUACAACAAAAUUACAAUUCUUGGCCUGAAACUGAGACCUCAAGCUGUUACUCUGAAUGGAAGAUCUAUCCAUGGAGAUGCUUUCUCUUUUGAGAUGAGUGGGAAACUGACUCUGCGGAUUUCUGCUCCACUUACUCAGGAACUGAACAUUAAGUUUUACUAGAAUGGUCACAACACACAGACUCAACUUGUGUCGAGCAUUCUUGCCCCUCAGAUAUUGGUCUCAC
This is a messenger RNA of Myiozetetes cayanensis, 2758 nucleotides long. Its product is annotated as sucrase-isomaltase, intestinal-like. The transcript has 23 exons. Gene Ontology annotation, molecular function: carbohydrate binding; alpha-1,4-glucosidase activity. Lineage: Eukaryota; Metazoa; Chordata; Aves; Passeriformes; Tyrannidae. The record is from RefSeq and is a predicted model, not a curated record. The coding region runs from base 1 to 2694 and encodes 897 amino acids. Gene Ontology annotation, biological process: carbohydrate metabolic process.